AUGAGUACCAUCAGCUGGAACUGUCGUGGCUUGGGUGAUCCACGAACAGUUUGCGAAAUUGUGGACCUUGUGUCCUGUAAGAAGCCCGAAUUUUUGUUCUUGAUGGAGACUAAGGUGGCACAGCUGCAUGCAGAGCGGCUACGUGUCAAGCUUGGAUUUGAUGGUUUGUAUUACGUUGAUUCGCUAGGCCUGAGCGGGGGGCUGGCAUUGUUUUGGAGGAAAAAUUGUUCGGCAAGAUUGUUGAGUUAUUCAAGAAACCAUGUAGAUGUUGAGGUAACACAACCGGGACCUAUCUGUUGGCGUAUGACGUGUUUCUACGGUUUCCUUGAGCGUGGGCGAAGGAAGGAUUCGUGGGACUUGCUACGGUCUCUGGCCCCCAGAUCGCCACUUCCAUGGGUGGUCCUAGGAGACUUUAAUGAUCUGUUAUACCAGACCGAGAAGAGGGGUGGCAACCCACACCCAGAGAACCUGCUACAUGGGUUUGGGGAAGCUGUGGAGGAGUGCUGCUUGGCCCAGCUACCUAUGCGGGGCUAUCAAUUUACUUGGGAAAGAGGAAAGGGUACCACACACUGGAUGGAGGAGAGAUUGGACAAGGUGCUUGCCUCCGAUGAAUGGUCUGCUAUGCUGGAUUCGGCCUUUGUUGAGAAUCUUCUCACUCGAACUUCAGAUCAUUCAGCUAUUUAUUUGUGUGUAAAUCCUGUGGUUCAGUCGACUAGUAGGGCACUCAGGGGUUUCAAGUUUGAGAUGGCCUGGGUGCAUGACGAGGGUUGUAGAGGUGUGGUGGAGGCUGCAUAG
Molecule: messenger RNA, 795 nt
Organism: Ipomoea triloba (trilobed morning glory)
Lineage: Eukaryota; Viridiplantae; Streptophyta; Magnoliopsida; Solanales; Convolvulaceae
Exons: 1
Coding region: 1-795 (264 amino acids)
Molecular function (GO): catalytic activity
Source: RefSeq, a predicted model, not a curated record